AUGACAGAAACUAGGAUAGAGCCGCCGAUUUCUUCAGUGCAAAUAUCAGAUAAUAAGCCUAAGGAAGCGCAUAUACCCGAGUCAAACCCUCUGAGAAAGGGCGCAAAGUCAAUCGGGGGGAAACCACUCAGCGCCAUCAAAAAGCUUGACGGAUUCAUCGGUCAUUUGAAUCGCCUUUUACACACCCGCGACAAUCAUGAUUCCCUCAUACUCUUUUUAGCUUAUGCGGCACACUUUAUUGCGACAGCGUUGGAAACCCCAAUUCCGAGAAGACUUCAGAAUCUGGCAGCGUUGGUCCGCAAACUGAUUUCUAGCAACACUCCUUCGAGCUUAUCAUCAAUAUUGUCAGCUUACAGGCUUCGGUCAUUGAUAGCAGCAAUUCCUACAUGCAAGUCAAUUCUUGCCGAGCGGUUCAGGGCAUUAUCAGAUAUUCUGGACGACUGGCAGGUCAUCACCCGGUUAUGGGGGAUGUUUGCGAUGUGGGGUGAGGCAAAAGACUUCAUCAUCAAUUUGAGAUCCCCAGGAACCGCGAGCAAGGACAACGAUGAGAAUUUAUGGGACUCCGUCGGGAAAAAGAUGAUAAGGGCGACGUAUAUUGUUGGGCUUCUGGGUUACUAUGGCGCGGAAAACCUGGCUUGGUUGAACAAACGUGGCGUGUUCAAAUGGACGGACAAGAUAGAAUCGAAACUCGGCAUGUGGUCUCUCAGAGGCUGGGGCGUCUUUGUCUUCGCUGAGAUGGCCCAAUUACUGCAUGAGCGCUCAAUGAGAAUGCGUGCUGGGAAAGAACAAGACAAAGACGAGAGAAUGGCAUGGAGAAGGAAGUUUGUUCAGGUCGUGCUGUGGGGUCCGUUGACGAUGCACUGGACGAGUGAGGAGGGAUUAUUCCCGGAGGUUAUUGCGUCGUUUUUCUCAGCUUAUGUGGAGUUCAUCACGGUUCGGGGUCUAUGGGAGGACACUGCGUGA
Fusarium sp. VM40 is the source of this 963-nucleotide messenger RNA. NCBI's taxonomy places the organism in Eukaryota, Fungi, Ascomycota, Sordariomycetes, Hypocreales, Nectriaceae. The record is from the annotation of a GenBank genome assembly.